AUGGCGGGCAGACGUGGAGGUAGUGUGAGUUCGGCAGAAGCCUCACUCCUUGCGGCUGGAACAGGGGGCGUCGAAGAGCUUUGCGAGCACUUGGCGGACGACACGGUCGCCUGGGCACUUCUACGUUGGGAAGUGGGCUCGGGUACCUUUGUGCGGUCGAAGCUGGUGGCUAUCCACUUCAAUGGAGAAGAGGUUCCCGCCGUGCGCCGUGGUCGCCUCAACGCCCGUAGCGGAGAGGUCUUGGCUAUGCUGGGCGAGGCACAUGCUACCCUGGAGGUGAAACGCAAAGAGGACCUUCACCUGGAUUUUAUGUGUGAGCGGCUGAUGAAGGUUCUCACUGCAGAUGUCAUGGAGAAGUCCAUGUCUGCCGAGGCUUUGCGGAAAGACUACGAAGCCCUUAUUGCCGAGCGCAAGCUGAGGAAGGCAACAAGCCAAAAGAGCGUAGGCCCAAGAACAGCAAAGGAGAACCAGAAGCAGAUCUCCGUAGACCGUGCACUUGCUGCAGUUGGUGAUGCGACCGGGCCAUAUAACUGGGUUCUUUUGGAACCGGAGAAGUUUGAGCUCCACAAUGCGGGCUAUGGCGGCCUCUUGGAGAUGAAGGUCUGGCUGGCCGAAGACUUGGUCCUUUUUGGCGUGAUCCGUUUCACCUUUGGCCGCGAGACUGCCAGUUCUGUGGAGGGCAUGACGGCUUCGCCAAAGGUUGUGAAGCGUGGAAAAUGGAAUGCAAAGCAGCAGCAAGCGGAUGCGCAGGUCCGCGCAAUCUGCAGCAUCACUUUCCGCCGUGAGGCACAUAGUUUGGAUGACUUGGACCUUGCAGACUUGAUCUCCGAGCUUUGGCGCUUGGCUGUGGUGGAUGGUGCAAUCACUGAUGCGGGGAAAAGCCAGAUCUCGGUGGAGGAGUACAUGGCUUCUCUAGCCUUGGAACAGCAGAAGCAGCUGGAAGCAGAGCUGGAGGAGUUUGGCAGUGACAGCGCCUCGCGGAUGUGUACCGACUUACAUACCUGCGUUGACUCCGUACGAGAAGCGGGUGGAGAGAUGAAUUGGGUGCUGCUGGGUAUGCAGAAACGAGAAGCUCCAGCGCAGGACCUAAGUGUAGCUAGAAACUGA
Molecule: messenger RNA, 1107 nt
Organism: Durusdinium trenchii
Lineage: Eukaryota; Dinophyceae; Suessiales; Symbiodiniaceae
Source: the annotation of a GenBank genome assembly